Peromyscus leucopus (white-footed mouse) is the source of this 2954-nucleotide messenger RNA. Its product is annotated as flavin-containing monooxygenase 5-like. Lineage: Eukaryota; Metazoa; Chordata; Mammalia; Rodentia; Cricetidae. Bases 224 to 1831 code for a protein of 535 amino acids. Gene Ontology annotation, molecular function: flavin adenine dinucleotide binding; NADP binding; N,N-dimethylaniline monooxygenase activity. The transcript is spliced from 9 exons. The record is from RefSeq and is a predicted model, not a curated record.
CAUAAAAGAGGGAUGAGGAUGGGAAGAGACUAGCAGCAGCCUAGCGUCUCUAGAGUGGAGAAGCCACCUGGGAAGGAGACCACAAGGACCAGCCAAGGAGAGCAGACUGCAGUUUUGCUAACGGUCCCUGGGCACAUAAGCAACCCAACCCAAGGGACUCAGGACAGAAAGAUCAACACUACUGAAUCCAUCAAAGGACAGCCUCACUCCUUAAAGACCAGACAUGACGGUAAAGAAAAUUGCAGUGAUUGGUGCUGGAGUCAGCGGACUGGGUGCCAUCAAGAGCUGUUUGGAGGAGGGACUAGAACCUACGUGUUUUGAAAAGAGCAGUGACAUUGGAGGACUGUGGAGAUAUAAGGAGACACCAGAAAGUGGAAGGCCUGGGAUAUACAAAUCUUUGACCUGCAAUACGUCCAAGGAGAUGACAGGCUUCAGCGACUUCCCCGUCCCUGACCAUUACCCCAACUACAUGCACAACACCAAAAUGAUGGAGUAUCUCAGGAUGUAUGCCAGGCACUUCGGGCUGAUGAAACACAUCCAGUUCCAGACAAAGGUGUGCAGUAUAAGGAAGCGCCCUGAUUUUUCAUCCUCUGGCCAGUGGGAUGUUGUGGUGGAAGCUGAUGAGGUGCAGAAAACUUAUAUCUUUGAUGGGGUCAUGGUCUGCAGCGGACAUUACAGCGAGAAGCAUUUUCCUUUACAGGAUUUCCCAGGAAUCACCAAGUUCCAAGGCAGCCAUCUCCACAGCUGGGAGUAUAAGCACCCAGGCAACUUUGAGGGGAAGAGAGUGGUCGUGGUCGGCAUCGGGAAUUCUGGAGCAGAUGUGGCAGGCGAGAUCAGCCGUGUCGCUGAACAGGUUUUCCUCAGCACAAGACGAGGGGCGUGGAUUUGGAACCGGGUUUGGGAUCACGGGAAUCCUAUGGACGCUACACUCUUCACUCGUUAUAACAGAGCUGUCCAAAAGGUCUGCCCCACAUACCUGAUCAACAGACAGAUAGAGAACAAGUUAAACUUGAGAUUUAACCAUGCCAAUUACGGACUGCUGCCUCAACACAGAAUUCUUGACCACCGAACAGUUCUCAGUGACGACCUGCCAAACCGUAUCAUUAUUGGAAAAGUGCAGAUAAAACCAAACGUGAAAGAGUUCACUUCAACAUCGGCCAUCUUUGAGGACGGAACUGAGGAGAGCAUCGACGUUGCCAUCUUUGCCACAGGCUACACAUUGUCCUUCCCUUUCCUGAAUGAUGACCCGACCAUCCUGGACAGCCAGUACUCCAUGUUUAAGUUCGUCUUCCCUCCUGAGUUGGAGAAGCCAACCCUAGCUUUCAUUGGCAUCCUCCAGCCUGCUGGAGCCGUCAUUCCCACCUCAGAGCUCCAAAGCCGAUGGGUUGUGCGUGUGUUCACAGGACUGAAAAAGUUGCCCUCAAAGAAAGACAUGAUGGCUGACAUCAACAGAAAAAGACAAAAAGACUUUACAAAAAACUUCAGAGAUUCUCGUCGAGUACAGUUCAUCGACUACAUGGAUGAAAUCGCUUCAGAGUUAGGUGUCAAACCCAGCCUGCUCUCUCUCUUCCUCUGGGACACAAAGCUGGCCAAGGAGAUUUUCUGUGGUCCCUGCACCUCCUACCAAUACCGUCUACAAGGGCCAGGGAAAUGGGCGGGGGCCCGGGCAGCCAUCCUCACUCAGAGAGAAAGGAUGCUCAAACCCCUGAGAACCCGAGUGCUCCAACACUCCCAGGCCUCCCUCUCUCGUCUUUUCUGGGUCAAAAGUAUCUGUGUUGUCAUUUUUUUCUUUGUUUCCAUGUUAGCUAUCAUGCAUAUCACAAGUCAUUAACUUCAUAUUGACAUAGAUGUUUAUGAAGCUGGAGAGUAAACUAUUGUUAUCUAAACUGUAUGUCAUAGGAUCUGUUAAAUAUAUGGGGAAACAUGUUUAUUAGACUAGUUCACAAAUGGAUCUUUAAACACAAACAAAAUUACUUCAAUAAUGACUUUAUGAGGAGAGCUUUGAAAAGUUAUAAUUUAUUUCCAUUUUAUUCCAAAAGUAUAUAUAUAUAUAUAUAUAUAUAUAUAUAUAUUAUGACCAUGAGGAAUAAUUAAAAGUGAGAUGAAUUUUAUUUAAUAAAUGACAAGAGAGACUAAUUAACCAGAAGUAAACCUUACUUAACCAAAACCAGGAAUAAACCUUAUUUAACAAAAGAGCAUAGAGACUAUGUAAUGAGGGAUAACCCUUAAAAGCACAUUCUAAGACUUCAAAAUAUUUUCCCCAUUCUUGACCCCCUAGAAAAUUAUAGCUGCUUUGAGCUGUUGUUUGGUUGAUUUGUUGUUAGUUUUAAGACUCAGUGUGUAUGUAGUCUGGAAUGGCCUCAUAUUCACGCCUUUUACUACUGUAUGCUGGAAUUGUAAGCCAGUGCCAGGCACUGGGCCCUCAAAAAAGAUUCUUCAAUAGAAAACUCUGAAAUUCAUCAACUAUCACUUACCAAACAGCUCUAUUUGUCCAAGUGUUACAGGUCAGCGUGAUAUGUUGUAGCUCCUGAUUUGAUGCAGUACAAAGGCUGAUAUCACAGUCUAAUAUCGCUGCCAGAAUGUUUAGCUUGAAUGAAAUUGAAGAAAGGUCAACAUUCCCAAUAAAACUUAGCUCCAUUCCAAAUGAAAGCUGAACAACAGUGCUAUAAUGAUCAAAUGAAAGUAUCUGAACACUGAUUGACAAAUCUAAUAAAUGAGGGAAUUUUAAGAUAUACUAUUAUAUGAUCUUAUUUAAUUAAUGAUAAUAUUGUGUGGUAUAAAAUAUUAUGUUUAUGCAUCAGAAUAUUCUUAUUUCUAAGAGGUAGGCAAAUGUAGGAGUUAAGUACUAUGAUGUGUACAUUUUAUUUACAAUAAACUGGCAGGGACAGAGUAAGAAACACAGAAGUGAAACACAAGGGCAGAACUUCUACCACUUGUGACUCUGGUUAAAAGUU